Molecule: messenger RNA, 1317 nt
Organism: Melampsora larici-populina 98AG31
Lineage: Eukaryota; Fungi; Basidiomycota; Pucciniomycetes; Pucciniales; Melampsoraceae
Exons: 3
Coding region: 1-1317 (438 amino acids)
Source: RefSeq, a predicted model, not a curated record
AUGGCACGAACCGAGCACGAGUACUACUACGGUGACGCGGAGAGAGCCGAUGAGAUGCUCAGAGCUUUCAACGCCGUGUACGGCGGGGCACCACCAACCCAGGAAGACCGGGACAACAUAACCAACAACGUUGGUAACAACGUAAACCGUAAACGCAAACCACCGGCAGAACUAGAGAGGGUGGAACAACACCCAAACCAAAGACCGAGAACAGAGUCUCUAGUACCCGGAGGAGACAGCGGUAGCGAAAACGACUACACCCCAGCGGAAGACGUGAGACCGGAGGCUGUCACUGAGCCGGCGAAGAAGAAACGUGGAACCGCGAGAAAAGAAGUCGACCAAAGUGAGGAGGAGGAGCAAUCUGGUGAUAAUUGUCGCAAUGGUACAGAGACCGAGGACGGAAUAACGUACAUGUUUGGCAAGCCCAUUGAAGGAACCCUCUUACUACCUCUCACCCCGUACUUCGAAAACCGGAUGAAAUCCCUCAAAGGAUAUGUCCAAUUGACCGUGUUCGACCCGGCAUGGAUAGAGAAAGACCAUCGACAAGUAGGGAAGAAGAAGACAAAAACCCUGAAAGAGCUACAAGACGACGACUUGACUGCGACAUACUCAGGUCUCGUCCCACCGGAAGAAUUACUGAUGACCUAUGGGGCAUGGACGGACGCCAUCGACCUCUUCAUCAAAUACUUAGAGUGUGAAUACAAUAGACCGGUUGCGGCGAAGAUGUUCAGACGCCACAAAGAAAAUGUGGUAAGAAUAAAGAGGUCCACAAAGUGUUGGAUGGUGGCAUUGCGUUACUGCAUGAAAGUCCGGUUGGUAGUAAUGGUGGUGAAAAAGAGCGGGGGAAAAAGAGUCAUGAUAGACGCCGGAGUCCUGCACGAAGACAUCCUUCGAGAGGCGAAAGAGGAAGCGGAGAACAAGGGUGAGAGGAGGUUCCAGGAGAACCCAUACGUCGCAGGUGGCGGAAAAGAAGCCAUAGACCCAACGACCGGGCAAACUAAGAACGAGGCGAAAAGAGCUUUCGCUUAUCAAAACGGGAACGGAAAUAACCAAAACGCGUCCUUUAACUCGACAGGCGGGAGUUUCAAGCAGGCCAACACAGGUUACCAAGGCCGAAACUUCAUAGCAAAUUUUAACGCGAACAGAAGAAUCAGAGGUUUCUGGAACGCAGGCCAGAAGUCAGAUGCGACCCAAGUGUUCGCAGCUAACAACACGAACAGCGGUAGGGGCAGGGGUAGCUGGCAGACAAGGGGAAGAGGCGGAAGCACGACGGGAGGUGAGAGCACGAGGACGGUAGCAGAGUUGGACAAACAGUGA